AUGGCGGGUCAAGUAAUUAUCAAUGAAUUUUUAACAUUUGUGCAAAAUAAAAUAGAUAUCUUAGAUGAAUUGAGUAUAGUGCAGAUUUGUGCUAGCAAUUUUUCCGAUGCUGAAAUUGAAGAUGGCAAGUGUGUUUUAUAUAACAUAUGUGGUGACAAGGUACGAAAUGUCCAUAGAAAAGGAGAAGAUAAAAAGAAGCGAAAUAUUAAGGACGUUAUCAAGCUACUGAAGGAAGUCGACCCUGAUGCCCAGCCAACUUUUGUUGCUAAAGACCUGAAUCGCUUGCCACCGGUUUCAUUUGACUAUAUCGAUGUAACUCGAUUGUUAAAAGAUAUGACAAUUAUGAAGACGGAACUAUCUGAGUUUCAAACUAAGAUGAGUGCUGAAAUUAAUGAGCUGCGUAAUGCAUUUGAACACCAGAAAAAUAAAUGCAAAGAAACUAGUACGUCCCAGUUAACGCCCGUGCAUUCAAACACGCUACCGCUUAUGCCUAUACCACGUACUAACAAUACGAAACCGGUUGAAGCAGAAUUUACGCCAACGUAUAGGGAUAUUGUACGCAAAGUGUUGCGCCCGCGACGUACUAAAUUCGACCAUAUGCGAACGACACCGAAAGAUGAGAUUCGCAUGCUUAGUAAGAACGGACUAAGUUCAAAGUCGAACGAUAACGAGCAGUUUGAUUGCGAUGAUAACUUUACAUUAGUUAAGAAUAAAAAACGUAAAUAUAAAAUUAAUAAUUUGCGAGGAACUUGUGAAACUACGGGAAAGAUACGAGUCGUAGAAUCUCAAUGUUCGAUUUACGUUUCUCGUGCGAUGAAAUCUGUCACUGUAUCGGAUAUAAUCGACCAUAUUACGGACAUGGGUGAACAAUGUUCUAACGUGGAGUUACUACAGCAGUUUAAUGAAACGUCGUUUAAUUCUUUUAAAGUACAAUACCGACGAGUAAAA
Molecule: messenger RNA, 948 nt
Organism: Brenthis ino (lesser marbled fritillary)
Lineage: Eukaryota; Metazoa; Arthropoda; Insecta; Lepidoptera; Nymphalidae
Source: the annotation of a GenBank genome assembly